AUGGCCUCUUUCAUGCUAUGUAGCAUAACCAGUUUAUACUUGGUGUUUGUUCCGGGUAUAUUAGUAUCAUCACAGAUAACAUUGUUAUCGGACUUGGACGAUGAGUUUGCUAAUUUAAUUGAUGCCUAUUUCGACAAACAGGCAGUUGUUCCGGUGGAUACGGUCGGAUCGACCAUAGCAGUUACUAUUGACUUUGAUUUAGUUUCUGUCGUCGGUUUUGAAGACGAUACCGGAAGUGCAAUUAUAUCUGGAUAUCUAACAGUUAAAUGGACGGAAGAACGGUUCACAAUUGUCGCAGACGACAUAGAUGUCAGCGUGUCGGCGUCUUCUAUAUGGACACCACCUUUGUUAAUAGUGAACUCCUUGUCGUCUGCUGCUAUUGUAGGAUCAGACGAUGACGUAGUAAAGUUUAAUCUGAAUACAGCUCAAGUAAUUUGGAAACCGCAAAUUUAUACCAAAGUCACGUGUGAUUCAAACGCUUUCUUUCCAUUUGAUAAGCAGGAGUGUUCGAUCCAAAUAUCUUCCCUGAAUUUGGUAGAUACGGAAAUGACAGUCGCAGUUACACAAAGCACUAUAGGAACAACGCUUUAUGUAGGUAAUAGCUUAUGGGAACUUAAAGGAUCGUCUGCAACAAGUUAUAGUGUGCAAUCACAUCCGUACGCAGAUUUCAAAUUAACACUCCAGAGGAAAGCUCAGUAUAUGACUUUAAUUAUUGUUGCAACCACUGUUGUGACCAGUAUGGUGCAUUUGUUUGUAUUAUUACUCCCACAAGACACCGAGAGAGUAAAUUACAGUAUUACAAGCAUGCUGGGCGUUCUAGUUGUGUUAUUAUGGGUCAUCUCGUACGUUCCUUCAAAUGCAAGACCGGUGUCCAUUAUUGUCUAUUAUCAAUUCUCAGAGUUUCUACUCAAUGUCGUUGUUAUGGUGAUAGCUCUUGAUAUCUUUAAAGUAUCCACCUGCAGAACCGAUUCGUGUUUCGGAAAUCUCGUUCCCGUGAAAAAGGCUAAAGUAAGUUCAGAAAAGGAUGACGUAAUUAGACCGGAAAUGACUCAAAGCACAGCUACAGCACGAGAUGUCCGUGUUUCAUCGAUAACCUCGGCCUGGGAUGACGACGAAGUAUUCGAAGAGCCCACAAACGAGACAGACAAAACGGAUCGUUCUAAACAAAUCAUACCGCCAAAAUACAUGUUUUUACUAUUCACGAGUUUGCAUAUUUUAUUCACAAUUGCAUUUUUCGUAUCUCUUGGAAUAAAUCUGGAGUAG
Messenger RNA from Ruditapes philippinarum (Manila clam), 1263 nucleotides. RefSeq names its product acetylcholine receptor subunit beta-type unc-29-like. The transcript has a single exon. Bases 1 to 1263 code for a protein of 420 amino acids. Gene Ontology annotation, cellular component: neuron projection; membrane; synapse. NCBI's taxonomy places the organism in Eukaryota, Metazoa, Mollusca, Bivalvia, Venerida, Veneridae. The record is from RefSeq and is a predicted model, not a curated record. Gene Ontology annotation, molecular function: transmembrane signaling receptor activity; extracellular ligand-gated monoatomic ion channel activity; neurotransmitter receptor activity. Gene Ontology annotation, biological process: signal transduction; chemical synaptic transmission; monoatomic ion transmembrane transport.